Molecule: messenger RNA, 998 nt
Organism: Oppiella nova
Lineage: Eukaryota; Metazoa; Arthropoda; Arachnida; Sarcoptiformes; Oppiidae
Source: the annotation of a GenBank genome assembly
GCCUUAAUAGUCUGCCCAAACAAAUGGCCACAAAUAUAAUCCGGGACUAUUACUCUACAAAUGGCAUCGAGUAUAAUAUGGGUCGUGUGCCUAUUGGUGGCGCCGAUUUUUCCCCACGUUUCUACACUUACGAUGAUGAUCACCAGGGUGACUUCAAGCUCAGCACGUUUAAGAUACAACAAGAAGAUUACAAUUUAAAAAUGCCGUAUAUAAAAUUAGCGCACAAUAUGACUGCUAAUAAAUUGACCCUGUUCGGCAGUCCCUGGUCAUCACCCACUUGGAUGAAACAUGAGGGACCAUAUGGCCCGUUGAAUGGAGGUCCUCUAAUUGGUCAACCGGGACAACAAUAUUUUAAAGCCUGGGCCAAUUAUUUUGUAAAAUUUCUGGACGCAUACAAAUCAAAUGGAAUCCAAUUCUGGGGGCUGACCGUCCAAAAUGAGCCGAGAAUUGCUUACCAUUGCUAUGGAAACGGAAAGGUUUGGGAUGAUUUGGAGCUUCUACACGAGCGAUACCCCGAUCAGUUUGUAUUGUCGACUGAAUGCUGCCAAGAGUUCAGUAAAAGACCCACCCGUACUGUGAUGGAGCUAGGUAGAUGGGAACACGCCCAGAAUUUGCAACAUUGGACUCGAGGUUGGGUUGAGUGGAAUCUGGUGCUCGACAUGUAUGGUGAGCCCAAUUGGGCCAAUAUGUCGGCGUUGGCACCGAUUCACGUCAACCACACGGCCAACGAGUACUACAAAGACUCGACUUUUUAUAUUUUGGGCCACUUUUCCAAAUUCUUGGUCAAAGAUUCCGUGAGAGUCGGCGCCAAAGCGGACAAAUCGGUCAACAAUUUUAGUUACGUGGCGUUUGUCAGACCCAAUGAUAACGCGACGGUUUUAGUCGUCUAUAAUCUGGGAGACAAACCGCAAGAGUUUACAAUUGUUGAUAAAAGCGUCGGUCAUAUAAACUCCCGAAUGGAGGCGCGUUCGGUACAGACUUAUAUCUAUUGGGAUUAA